GCGGCCGGAAAAGGCUCCGGGGGCGGCGGCGGCGCCCGGUGUGGCCAUGGAGGGGCUGCGGGGCCGGGACCCGCCCUGUGCCCGGAACAUUCCAACCCUGUCCGAGGAGGAGGAGGAGGAGGAGCCAGGUGAGGAUGAAGGUCCAGGUGAGGAAGAACCAGGUGAGGAUGAAGAACCAGGUGAGGAUGAAGAUGUAGGUGAGGAAGAACCAGGUGAAGAAGACCCAGGUGAGGAAGAACAAGCUGAGGAAGAACAAGCUGAGGAUGAAGACCCAGGUGAGGAUGAAGACCCAGGUGAGGAUGAAGACCCAGGUGAGGAAGACCCAGGUGAGGAAGACCCCGGUGAGGAUGAAGACGCAGCCCAGGAAGAACCGGCUGGAUCCCUCCAGGUUCUCCCCGCUCCUCGCCGGCCCCGCCUUUACCUGCGGCCCCGCCCGGCGCCGGACGAGCCGGGCCCCUCCCACCUGAGCCCGUGGGACCAGGUGAGCUCCGACCCCUCACCCGAACCGGGCGGGGCCUUCGUCCACCUCAUCGACGAGCGCGGCGUCUACUCCACGGCCAAGCUGGUGCCAGGUGAGGAGGAGGAGGAGGAGGAGGAGGAAGAAAUACCUGAGGGCGCCGCUCACCUGGAGAUCCGCCGGGUGAUCGUGGCCGAGAAGCCCUUCCAGUGCCCGGCGUGCCACAAGGGCUUCAAGCGCGCCUGGGAGCUGCUGAGCCACCAGGUGGUGCACACCGAGGCGCGUCCCUACACCUGCCACCUGUGCCAGGCCACCUUCAAGCGCCACUCGGACUUCAAGAGCCACGGGCUGGUGCACACGGAGGAGCGGCCGCACCGCUGCGAGCUGUGCGGGAAGCGCUUCAAGCGCUCCUCCAACCUCCAGGAGCACCGGCGCAUCCACAGCGGCGAGCGCCCCUUCACCUGCCCCGGCUGCGCCAAAGCCUUCAAGACGCCCUACGAGCGCCAGCGCCACGCCCUCACCCACCUGGCGGCGGCGGCCGACAAACCCUUCCGCUGCGGCGAGUGCGGCAAGGAUUUCCCGGCGGCCAACGCGCUGCUGCUGCACCGGCGGCAGCGCUGCCGGGACAAGCCGCACGCCUGCGGCGUCUGCGGCAAGCGCUUCACCUACGGCCACUCGCUGAAGGUGCACGAGCGCGUGCACACCGGCGACCGCCCCUUCCGCUGCGCCCUGUGCGGCAAGGCCUUCAAGCAGAGCAACGCGCUGGCCUCGCACGAGCGCGUGCACACGGGCGAGCGCCCCUUCGCCUGCCGCACCUGCGGGAAGGCCUUCAAGCAGUCGUCGUACCUGGCCAUCCACCAGCGGGCUCACACGGGCGAGCGGCCGUACGGCUGCGAGGCGUGCGGGAAGGCGUUCGCCCGGCCCUCGCUGCUGCUGCAGCACCGGCGGGUGCACAGCCAGGUGAGGCCGCACCAGUGCGGGCACUGCCACAAGUUCUUCAAGGACCUGGCGUACCUGGCGGUGCACGAGAAGGUGCACACGGGGGAGACGCCCUACAAGUGCGGGGUGUGCGCCAAGGGCUUCGCGCACCCCUCCAACCUGCUGCAGCACCGGCGCGUGCACCGCGACACCUGAGGCGGCAGGUGAGGGGAGGGGGACGGGGGUGCUGGGACAGGUGUGGAGCCCAAAAUCGUGGUUUUGACCCCCAAAAACGGCAGCUGUGACACCUGGACUGCGACACCUGAGCCCCGGGUGGAGGAUUCGGUACCUGUGAGCCAGGACAGGUGUGGACCCCAAAAUCGUGGUUUUGACCCCAAAAAAUUUCAGCUGUGACACCUGGACUGCGACACCUGAGCCCCGGGUGGAGGACUCGGUACCUGUGAGCCAGGUGUGGACCCCCCCAAAAUCACUCGUGGACCCCAAAAACAGCAGCAACACCUGGACUGCGACACCUGAGCCCCAGGUGAAGAGAGCCAGCACCUGUGACCCAGGACAGGUGUGGAGCCCAAAAAUCUGGAGCACCUGGAACACCUGGAGCACCUGGUGGAUGAAGCUUCAGGUGGAGGACUCGGUACCUGUGAGCCAGGACAGGUGUGGAGCCCCCAAAAUCACCUGUGGACCCCAAAAACAGCAGCAGCAACACCUGGACUGCGACACCUGAGCUCCACGGGUGAGCCCCAGGUGAGACGAUGCUGAAUCUGCACACCUGGGCAGGUGUGGGCCUGGACCUGCACACCUGGACAGGUGUGGGCCUGGAUCUGCACACCUGGACGGGUGUGGGCCUGGACCUGCACACCUGGACAGGUGUGGGCCUGGACCUGCACACCUGGGCAGGUGUGGGAACCCCGGAGCUGGGACCCAGGACAGGUGUGGAACCCAAAUUCUGCAGCACCUGGAGAGCAACACCUGAGCCCCAGGUGAGGGGAUCCUGUACCUGUGAGCCAGGACAGGUGUGGGCCCCAAAAAGCUUCAGCACCUGGACAGGUGGGGGCACCUGAGCCAGGCGUGGAGGCCAAACUGCAACACCUGGACUGCAACACCUGAGCCAGGCGUGGAGGCCAAA
Messenger RNA from Pseudopodoces humilis (Tibetan ground-tit), 2519 nucleotides. The record is from RefSeq and is a predicted model, not a curated record. NCBI's taxonomy places the organism in Eukaryota, Metazoa, Chordata, Aves, Passeriformes, Paridae.